AUGGAGUGGAAUCAGUGUCUGAAUGGAAAGAAUGCUAUGAUAGAUGUGACACCCUUUUUGCUAUUCGAGUCAACUGGCGAUUCAGAAGAAGUCAAAGCAGGUGCUGAUGAAGAAGCAGCCAUGGAUGAAUCUGAAGGUGUAUUGUUCCGAUUCGAUGAUGGGGAUGAUGAGGAUGAUGAUGCUCAAUCUUGCAGUUAUGAUCAUUCAUCUUAUAUUAACACAAGUUAUGCUAAUACCCAUCAUGAUCAAACUCAAGGAUUUAUCCAUGACGAUUUUGAUGAAGAUGAUGAUGAUGAUACGAAUAAUUGGGGUGAGAGCAAUAUGAUGGAUCUGUCUAUGCAACAGAACGGAUCUAGUAAAUUCUGUGUCGAUUCUUCGAAUCAAAGAGAGAUUGAUAGAAAAUUCUGGGAAACUUGCUUGGCAACUUGA
This is a messenger RNA of Lactuca virosa, 429 nucleotides long. Lineage: Eukaryota; Viridiplantae; Streptophyta; Magnoliopsida; Asterales; Asteraceae. The record is from the annotation of a GenBank genome assembly.